Messenger RNA from Lecanosticta acicola, 2439 nucleotides. The record is from the annotation of a GenBank genome assembly. NCBI's taxonomy places the organism in Eukaryota, Fungi, Ascomycota, Dothideomycetes, Mycosphaerellales, Mycosphaerellaceae.
AUGGCAUCCUUGAUUCUGCUGCUCGUUCCCUUCUUGUCUCUGGUCGUGUUGCUUCUGUCACGAGCACUUGGAUCUCGUAUCAAUCGUCCAAAGAAUGGCUCUGCACCAGAUCUUCAGAUAGAUCAUUGCGUAGAGGAGAAAGCGCCAUACCGCGACAUUGAGCCGCUGGAGGAUUUCGAUUGGACUUCUACACCACCCAUUCAAAAUGCUCCUUUGAAGCCAAAGUAUCACUUGACGAUGGGUAGGAUAUACGUUCAACUCAUCGAUCGCCAUGAGUUUGCUAAUGGUUCUUACCAGCGCUGGAAACCAUCAGCAUUUCGGAUCUCAUAGCCAUGGAUAACACCUACGCCGCUCGAAUGAAAAUCCGUCGCGAGAUCAUGCGCGAGAACCUGGAAGCUGCACUCCAAUGUAAUCCAGUUUGCGAGCCCGCGGUUCUUGAACUAUACGACUGGAUGGUCAAUACAUACCUCCCUACUCGCUUUCCUGCCAUUUACACCCGCAGCGAGAAAGGCAUGUUCAACACCGUCAACAACGAAAUUCUCCCUACAUCACCACCCUCCGCGCUUUCCGCCUUGAACACCCUCGGCGCCCACGUCGACACGGAUUUCCUCCUCCUUCUCCCCUCAUCAAAAGCACCCGACGGAUCCCCCAUCUACCAUCUGGAAGCUUUCGUGGCCUGUUUCCCCUCUGGUUUCAGCACGCGCAAGAAAUUGGGACUCCCCCUUGCGGAGAUCCAUUCUCCUGUGCCGGGCUACAGGGCGAAAUUGGAGAAAUCAAUGGAUCGAUUCUUCGCGAGGGUGGAAGUGGGAAAAGUCGUCAAGCGCUCGAAUUGGGCUCUGACGACAGACGAUCGGCUCUUCGCGGAAGGGGGCAGUCAUUUGUAUGAGAAUGGGACUACAGACGGUGACGUGAUGGAAUCUCAGGAAUCCGAGAUUGACUUGCAGGCGGAUCUUCAAGCCCAGAAAGAUGCGGUGCAGGUUGAAGAUUGUCGGCUGAGAUCGGAACGACAAGUGCUCUUCCGCCUUGCGAAGACGAAGGCGCUGGUUUUUGCGACUAAGACAUACCAGUAUCGGUUGGAAGAGGUCAAGGAGGAUGGGUAUGGGGAGGUAUUGGCGGAAGCGAUGGAGGGGCUGGCGAAGGGUAAUGUGCCGGAGAUGGAGUUUUACAAAAGGGGGGUUGUCUGGGGGGAGAAGGUUGUGGGGUAUUUGAGGAGUUGAGGGAAAGUAUUUGAUGGAAAGGCGUGAAGUUGUCGGUCAGGUAAAGGGAGACAUGUUGGCGGAUAGGUCCCUUACAAACCGAAAGACGCUGCUUCACGCACAACAAACGCCUUAGCUUUUCCGAAUCCGUUGGCAACUUCCCUCGUCCUCGUGGUAAAACCGAGAUAAGGCAUUCGGGCAUAUUCUCGCCAUAAGUUCGGGAAUGGCCGCCAGUUGACUCAUGCGUUGGCACGAGUCUAAGUGAAUGUUUGAAAAGCGUUUUCAAUCAAAGCGGGGCAGGAUGAGGCAAUCAAAACAGCCCCGCGCUGGGCAGGUUGUCUGCGGCGGAACCCUGACGAAACCUUAGCAAGAAACUCAGCAACCUCUGUACCUGACCGUGUCACACUUCCCUACCUUUCCCUUACCUCGAAAUCGACCACACGUCUGCAUCUGCAUCUGCAUCUGCAUCUGCCUAGCGCGAACACCGGAACCACCAACAACUACGAACCCUCUUCUUCUCGCUUUUCCUUCGACACUACCAAAUCCCUCCGUACAGAGACCGCCGCAAACAUGUCUUGGCAAGGCAAGUCCCCAAACAAUCCACCCUGCUCGAGCGCAUCCCGCAUGGCGUCGCGCCUCAUCUCGAUCCUCGGGACGAGAAAGAAACCCACGAGAAGAGAGCACUCCGCUAACAGGUUCUGCAUCAUACAGCAUACGUCGAUCAGAGGUAAACAGAAUCCCUCCCCUUCACCGCCGACCGCCAUCACGACUUCGGAAAAAGACGUACUGAUUAGAGAAACGUCCACAGCCUUGUCGGCACAGGCAACGUCGACAAAGCCGCCAUCUUCAGCGCCGACGGCACCGGCGUCUGGGCCACCUCGGCCGGCUUCACCGUCACGCCGCAGGAAAUGCAAGAAGUCGUCAACGCCUACAAGGACAAGGCGGAUGUGAAGCAGAUUCAGAGCACGGGGAUCCACAUCGCCGGGGAGCGCUAUGUGGUGUUGAAAGCGGAGGAGAAUAGCAUUUAUGGGAAGAAGGUGAGAGGGAGAUCAGAGGCAUACAUACGUCGUGUGCUGGGAGUGGAGGCGCUGACAUGGUGUUUGUUUAGGGCAAGGAGGGCGUCAUCAUCGUCAAGACCCAACAGGCGAUUCUUGUCACACACUACCCGGAGAACGUCCAGCCUGGAAAUGCUACCAAUACCGUCGAGCAGCUGGGUGACUAUCUCAAAUCGGUCGGCUACUAA